CGGUUGCUUGACAACGCUCAUAGGGAAGCGCUCUGAUUUGGCACCAAAAUUUUAUCUCUUCUUCGAUACACAGAUGGUGCUACCGAAAUCCAACAUUCCCAAGGAUGCUUAAGACAAAGGGGAAUCACAUUUAGUAAUACUUUUCAAGAUAUAUUAUUUUUUAUGGCCUAAAUAUUACUCCGUAAGAGUUAGCUUUGUGAUUUCGUGAAAUGUCAGAAAAGUCGGGCUCCGGCAAGUCGAGGCUUUCGUCUCACUCUACACAACUGCUCAAACUAAGUACGAGUCAGUAUCGUAGAGAGUAUAAAAGCGGAGCAGUUUAUCACGGAGGACUUCAAGGGAAUAAGAAGACUGGUAAAGGGGUAUUCAAGUGGCCAAAUGGCGCUUGCUACGACGGGGAAUACACAGAUAAUAAAAGACACGGGAAAGGCAAGCAGUAUUGGUCAGAUGGGGCUGUAUACAACGGGGAGUUUAUUCGGGAUUUAAGGCAUGGAUUCGGCCAAAUCACGUUCCCAGAUCAUGAGACUUACAAGGGGCAGUUUCAUCGUGACCACAAGCAUGGUAGUGGUGUGUACACAUGGCCUGAUGGUACAACUUUUGAAGGACAUUUUCAAAAUGACAAAAAGGAGGGAUUUGGCACCUUUAAAUUUGCUAGCGGCAAUGUAUUUCAGGGUAUCUACAAGCAAGACGAGCGCUUUGGCCCAGGGAUCAUGACAUACACUGACAAGAGGGAAGAUGUGGGGUUAUGGUCUGGUGAAAGACUUAUUAAGCUUUGCUCUGUCAUGGAAAGUGCAUUCCUCUUUCAACACUUUACAGAGUACAAUGUAAACGCUGGUGAUAACAUAUCUGGAAAAGUCAGACGGGCUAACUCUGCCUGGGAAAGCAUCCGGAAAACUCCCUCAGUUCUUGACUCAGAGAACAAUACUGGAGCCAAGGCCCUGAUCCCAAACUCCUUUCCAUAUUUGGACAUCCUUGAUGGUAUUAGAGGGAACAGAGGGGGUAAGGGACCUCUGGAAUGUGGAUCGGAAGAGCUUUUGCAGGCAGCUUCAGCAGGUGAUGGCAUAACAGUCAGUAGGUUACUUCAAGAGGGUCAUGUGCAUGUUGACGUCGCUGACAAGACUGGGUAUACUGCACUUCUUGCUGCAGCUGUUAAUUGUCACCGUGACGUCAUCAACUGUCUGCUAGACAAUGGUGCAGAUGUGAAUAAACUUAACGAUGAAGGUCUGUCUGUAUUGGCCGCAUGCCAUGUUCUCUUCUAUACCAAACAUACAUGGAAAGACAACAUUGCAGAGGCUAUACCAGAGGAGAACCUUUUUAACUACAUCCAAGAAGACACUCAAAAAGGUAUGUUUAUUCACCGGAACACUCGCACGAACACUUCCGACUCGCCUUCAGAUGACAGCCUCACGCAGAACGAGGAAAAGGGGACGGACCGAAAAUAUAGCAUAAAUAGUAACCUGUCUUUAAAAGACAUCAAUCGCUCGAAUAAAAACUUGAAGGGGUCGCUUAUUGAGCAGAAAAAUGAGGAGAAUCUGAAAGACAAUGAGCUCCUUUCUGUUGGCGACGAGUUAGAAGAUAUUGAAUCCCCAAUACAUAUAAUAAAUACGGACUUCGAAACGAGACUCCUUCUUAACAAGAACGGUUUUAGCAAAGAGUUUCUGCGUAAAACUUAUGAAGAAAAAAAGAAGAAAGAACAAGAUGCUUUGGAAUCUAAUGAAAUCACCGCCUUGGCUAAAAAAGGUGAAACUGGUUUCCGCACUGAGACAGGUUUACUAACUGGUCAGACCGGUAUUCGAACCCAGGAAACUUCACUGUUUAGUAUUCUUAGCGUCGUCAGCAGCACAAAGAAUGUCUCGACUGAUUUUGAGGACUCGCGGAGUGAGACUAGGACUAGUGUGGAGCAGAAUAGACAGCUACUUCUUACGUUACAGAGGCGUCCCCACCUGGAGGCCACCGUCCGCUUGCUGUUGAAGCGUGGAGCGGAUCCGAAUGCGUCUUCUCUACCCAUGCCCGUACUGUUCUUUGCUACCAAAGCCGCGGACACGGCUGCCAACGAGAUUCUUCUGGAGAAAGGGGCGAACACUUCCGCAAAACUAUCACACGAGAAACUUGGUAUCGCGCCAUUGCAUAUCGCCGUUGCGUUACCAGACUCCGCUGGGAUCGCCAUAACCGAGCUGCUAUUGAAGUCUGGGGCCGACCCUGACAUCCGGGACAGUGCAUUUGGACUUGAGCCGGAGAAUGGGCGAACACCGCUGCACAUUGCAUGCUGCCGCGAAGACAAUGACGAGGACGCAUGUGCCGUGGUUCGGCUUCUGCUGGAAUAUGGCGCCAACCCGGACCUGCUGUGCGAGGGCCACUCCCCGCUAUCUCUUGCGAUCUGCUCAGGGAACGAUCUGGCAGUAGACGCGCUUUUGGAGUACGGUGCAGACCCAAGUCUCAAGCUGGAGAAGGGCGUUGGUUCCGCUCUUUGCGCUACCACGUCAUUCGCUGCCGAGAGGAGGCGCACCCCUCAUGGAAGAAUACGACUGAUCAACAAGUUGAUGCGCGCCGGGGCGAACAUCAUCGCCCCCAUAUCGGUGGUUAACAAGUUCCCUCCCGGCACCGUGGUCGACUACGCCUACAAUGUCUUCUACCAGGACCGUAAGAUUGCCCACACGCCUUACCAUGCGCUGACCGUGGGGGAGAGGGACUGUUACAAUGCGCGCCGGGAUAUGCUGGAGCACUUAGGGGAUAUUCUACGGACGAUGGUGCUUCGCAAAGAGAAAGAUCUGAUCGAGAAACAGCUAGAAGUCAUGGAACGACGUGAAGCUGAAGAGGCGGAUAGACUCACGCUUGAGCCACAGCACGGAAUACUCAAAUCUCCCGAGCGGAUCCCGAAAUCCCGGCAUACACCGGUUACAGGGGACCAGCACUGCACUACUGCUCUUUCUGGUCGCGUGACCUUUCGUCUUGAAGACGAGGCUGGAGAUCGCGAACUCGAGGCUGAGGUGGAUCGCGAGAUCGAGGCUAUAACAGGGAAGGAGCCGAGUCCUGGGACCGACAGUGAGGGCGAAGAUCCGAGUCGAGCUGAUGAUAAUCCGGAUCAAGCAAUAAACCAGUCAGCUUCCUCGGUCCAGUUCCCCCCCUUGAGCUCGUCACCAGGCCGCGACGAGCACUGUGGACUUCGUAUCGCUGUCAUGAAAUACGUGAAUAUCGAUCACAUGCGCAUAUCAGCCCUCGCCACCGAAGCGCUCAAGGCAAGACGCAAAGUCAUGAAAAAUCGAUUCCGAUAUUGCUACGAAUGUGGACGAUCAAUAGGAGUUCGGCUGUCGGCGUGCACUCGUUGCAAAGAAGUGUUCUACUGCAGCAAGUCGUGUAAAUUAAAGGCGUGGAACUCUCGACACAGAGAGGAAUGCGUCCGCGUAACGGGGGGCACCAAGUCAAACGACAGACAACGCACAGAGAGUCCCACCCCCACAACAGACCCCGACGCUCCCCUGACCACUUUUCCACCUACAACACAAGGAAGAAAGUCUUCCUCACGCACCGGUAGCCAAGCGGGGAAAAGGACGCCAAAGAAAAUGGAUAAAGUUAAGAAGACUUCACCGGGAUCUCGAGCAGCUGGUAGAAGAACAAAUACACCUUCUGCAACCUCUAAAGUGGGCAGCUGACAAUAGCUUCCCUGACGAUUUCAUGGAGUCUACCUUAAUAGAACUAAGAAAAAGGAUAGGCAAAACUCUACAGUCGCUUCACAGCUUUUUUCGGUUUAACAGCAGGAUCAGUAUCAAAGAUGAGUGUUUACCCUUUUGACAGCAGUCAGUGAUGUACAUGUGCAUUGGAUGUGGAGAUGUCGACAAUGGAAAAUAAUUUCCAAUACAAUUACUAACUAUGAUUCCAUGAUAAACAUUUCCAAGAAAUCACCUGCCUAGCAAACGUUUCUAUAAGGUUGCCGCGGGAAAAAAUCCGAGAGACGAAAGAAAAAAAUCGAGCAAAAAGUAUGGCGGCGCGAAAAUGGGAGGCGAAGGUUUCUUUCGCCUCUCUCCUCACUCUACGUCUCCAUUCUUCGCGCGGCCAUGCUCUUUGCUUGCUCUCUACUCUCUAUUUUAGCUAUACAGGAACGCUUGCUUCCAGCUCCUUGCUUCGCAGGCUACCAGGAAAUGAAUCAGCGCAGUGUGUGUAUGCUCGGAGAACUAAUUUGUAUCGAUUUUUGAGGAUUUUCUCUGCGCGCCUUGUAGUUGGCGGCUGCUGGAACAGCUUCAUGGCUGUUUUACACGUGCCGUUUUGUCAGGCCGAACUGAGUCAUUGUUGGCCCAAUUCAACAGAUUAUUUUGGUGUGGGCCUGACCUUCCUCUUAAUAAGCGCCAAAGCAAAUCACAGUUUGUAAAUAUGAACGGGACUACGCCUUUAGACGAGAGUGGCUUUUUAUUUUACUUCAUAGAGUGUUGUGUGGAAGGUUUUUGAUUGAGUGAUAAUACUUAUCUUAAAUUAUUCGCUCCUAUAGCGGCCAAUACCGGACGAAGGAAGACUUUUAAGGCUAAGUGAAAAACGUCGUGAGUGCAAAUAAACAAAUAAACAAGGUCGAUCGUUUUAUAUUCAUUUGCAUGUUUUGCAUUGAAUACGGCUCAUGGACAACACGACGUUUGAACUUAGGCAAGAAGAACUAAAAGAAACAUCGAGACACCUUUAAAAAAAUAUACGCCAUAACAUACUGCCUGCGACGAACCGUUUGAUAUAAUAUGUACAAUUUGUACAUAGACAAGCACUAUUGUCAAAUCUGAAAGAACUAUUGAAAUAAAAUACGUUUUUAUAAAGUUA
Nematostella vectensis (starlet sea anemone) is the source of this 4791-nucleotide messenger RNA. RefSeq names its product ankyrin repeat and MYND domain-containing protein 1-like. The coding region runs from base 210 to 3647 and encodes 1145 amino acids. The transcript is spliced from 14 exons. The record is from RefSeq and is a predicted model, not a curated record. Gene Ontology annotation, molecular function: protein binding. Lineage: Eukaryota; Metazoa; Cnidaria; Anthozoa; Actiniaria; Edwardsiidae.